CUAAAACAGAUUAGUGAAAUUCAGGAUAAAUGUCAAACAAGAGGUUGUUAUAAACCAUUUUCAGAUCUUAGCAAUUCAAUGCAACUAAAACAUAAUACAAAAUUUGGAGAAGAAUUGUUAGGUUUAUUUGAACAAAAAUGUGACUUUGAAGAAUUAACUUUUAUAACAAAUUCACAAAAGUUUCAUAUUACCUAUAAAGAAAUUAAUGCUGAAAAUAUUAAUUUACAAAUACAAGCAAUAAUUAGAUUAAUGAAUAGUGAAAAAAUUUCAAGACAAGCAUAUAGAUUAAUAUUAGCAAUUAGAUAUGACUUAUCAUGA
Molecule: messenger RNA, 318 nt
Organism: Racocetra fulgida
Lineage: Eukaryota; Fungi; Glomeromycota; Glomeromycetes; Diversisporales; Gigasporaceae
Source: the annotation of a GenBank genome assembly